UAUACAGAGUUGUGUCCUGAUAUGUCAAGAGCAAAACUUCCACAAAAUUUGAUUUCUUGAUGAUUUGAUAUUUUAUAAUAGUGAUUUUAUAAAUUUAAAUAAUAAGCUAAAAAGUGGAAAUGAAUGACUAAUAAGCCAAUAAGUGCUCCUCUGCUGUCAUCUACUGGUUAAAGUGAUGAUUUGGUGCCUUUUUUUCACCACGAGGUAUAUUUCUGUUUAAAGCAGAUCAUUUUAGAGCUUAAAAGAGCUGGAAAUAUUUGUGUGAAAUGCUUGAAAUCAUUGGAAAAAGCUUGAAUUUCUAUCUGAAAAGCCUGAAAUUAAUAAUAUCAAGUCAAGUUAAUAAAUAACCAAAAUGAACUGGGGUUGUUUUCGCAGCUGCGGUUGGCAGCAGAUGUUUGCUUGAGCUGCGCAUCAGAAGUGGAAACACGUUGUGGUUUAAUGUCUCUGCACUGAAAGGAAAUCUGCAGUUUGAUCAGUGCUUUUACAGACGAAAGACAAUGGAGAAGAUCAUGCUGUUUUGUGUUUUUUCAUACUUGAUUGUUCAGAUCAGCUCCAGCGAUGCUUCAGAACAUAAUGUGACUCUGUUAAGAUUUCAGCUGAAUGAAAGCAUCACUCUGAACUGCAGCAUGACAGACAAUCAUGUAAUAGCCUGGUAUCACCAGAAUCCAGAAUCUGGACAACUAACACUGCUGAUAUUUGCCUAUGUCUUCAUGAAAGAGACAAAUACGAUCAAUCAAAACAAAUUCCUGAGAGUUAAAGUAGAUAGAAGUAGAAACACAGCCUCGCUAGAUAUUACUGGAGUAAUGGAGUCAGACUCAGGUCUUUAUUUCUGUGGAACAAGAUUAAUGAAUUCAGACAUGCAGUUUGAGAAACCCAUCAGACUACAGAUCGAGGACAGAGAAGACAAAGUUCAGUCCAUCACAGAUCAUCCAGAGGAAGUUGAGAUCAAAGAUGAAGUGACGCUGACGGAGCGUGUGCUGAUGUUCAGUGGUGUUGGGUUGGCUGUGUUUCUGUGUUUUCUGGUUAUAAUCAUUGCAGGAAGAAACAUUUACUGUCACGGUUGGCGGAAAGGAUGGACCGCAGCUGAACAUGCUGGUCUGAAUGUUCAAAACUCACCUAAAUGACAUUUGUGAGCUUUAUAUUUGACUCUAUCACAAUAAUCAGCAUUUAUACUUUACACCAGACCGAUGUGAUUCAGAUGUGUUUCUGUCGGCCAGAUCUCAUAGACGUCUGUUUUAUCUGUUCAUGACACAAACUUCAAAUAAAAUGUCUUCAGUGUUAAAAGUGUUGUUGAGUUCUGAUCAAAUAAACAGCAGUAAAACUA
This is a messenger RNA of Carassius auratus (goldfish), 1324 nucleotides long. RefSeq lists its product as uncharacterized. Gene Ontology annotation, biological process: response to bacterium. The coding region runs from base 498 to 1124 and encodes 208 amino acids. The transcript is spliced from 4 exons. The record is from RefSeq and is a predicted model, not a curated record. Lineage: Eukaryota; Metazoa; Chordata; Actinopteri; Cypriniformes; Cyprinidae.